Paralichthys olivaceus (Japanese flounder) is the source of this 1214-nucleotide messenger RNA. NCBI's taxonomy places the organism in Eukaryota, Metazoa, Chordata, Actinopteri, Pleuronectiformes, Paralichthyidae. The record is from RefSeq and is a predicted model, not a curated record.
GCCACGGACUUUAUUCAACUUUACACACCGAGCUGAGCCUCAGAGACACUGCGCCUGCUUCUGAAAGAAAAGAAAGACCUCAUCAUGGUGUCUAUGGGACGACAGAUGCUGGGCUUUGCCCUCGCCAUCAUCGGCUUCCUGGGGACCAUCAUCGUGUGCGCCCUGCCCAUGUGGAAGGUCACGGCCUUCAUUGGAGCCAACAUUGUAACGGCACAGGUCAUCUGGGAAGGCUUAUGGAUGAACUGUGUCACGCAGAGUACUGGUCAGAUGCAGUGCAAGAUCUACGAUUCUCUCCUGGCUCUGCCUCAGGACCUCCAAGCCGCCAGGUCUCUCGUGGUCAUCGCCAUCAUCGUCGCCGCCUUAGGGGUCAUCCUGGGCAUCGCUGGGGGCAAGUGCACCAACUUCAUUGAGGACCCAAGCUCCAAAGCCAAGGUGGCCAUCGCUGCGGGGAUUGUCUUCAUCUGUGCCGGCGUUCUUGUUCUCAUCCCAGUCUGCUGGUCGGCCAACACCAUCAUCAGGGAUUUCUACAACCCCAUCAUGACCAACGCUCAGAGGAGAGAGCUGGGGGCCGCGCUGUACAUCGGCUGGGGCACGGCUGCACUCCUCCUCCUGGGGGGUGCCCUCCUCUGCAGCUCCUGCCCGCCAAAAGAGAGCCCAGAGUAUCCUGUCAAGUACUCCGGCGCCAGGUCAGCAGCCACCAGCCGAGCCUACGUCUGAGAGCCCCCUUGCUCUGACAGACUUCAAACUAUUUUACCUUUCUUGAGUAACCCUCCAUCGUUGUGAGUUACUGAAAGCGCCACGAGUUGUGUGUCUCUUUUUUAAUGAAGAGAGUGAGAACUGAUUUUCUGGGAAAUUCAGAUUUCUCUGGUGAAGGCAAGAGAGAGACAGUUUCUUAAAGAACGAGGAACACGCCACACAGGCCAAACUCCAGAAGUGGCAGGAAAAUCUUCCAACAGUGUGACGACUGGACUUUAAAAGCUAUUCUGUAUUCAGCUUGUAUCAAACCUAAUUUUCCUCUGAAUGUUUGGCAAAUCUAAGCUGUGCGAGAAAACCGUUUAUGGUCAGAAAGAGUUACGAUGAAAGAAACUUUGUACAGUGGCGAUAAUAUAUUGUGAAUUUAUUGUGUGAGAUUUUCUACUGUCGUCUUUGUGCAUUAUGAAAAAGACUAUGUUUAUUGAAAUCACUGAUUUCUAAUAAAACGUUUACUUAACUGA